AUGAGUGAACCGGUGAAGCCGACCGGUGAUCCGGUGAAGCCGACCGGUGAUCCGGUGAAGCCAAGUCGGGAGACUUUCCCGAGGAGAGUCGUGAACGCGAUCCGGGCGUUGAGCGUGGAGCCGGUGGCGUUCCUCUUCAUGUUCUCGCUGAACAUCUCGGCCACCAUCGUCCAGAACCUGACGAUGGAGAAAGCCUGCCGUUACCGGCUCGACUUCAGCGAAGACGUCUGCGACCGGCUACACGAAGACGAGUUCGAAAACGAGCAGGACGAAGUGCAGAAAGUGACCGCCGAUUAUAACAUGUACCGAAACAUCGUGGAGCACGUCGUCCCGUUCUUCUUCACGCUUUUCCUCGGGCCCUGGAGCGACCGAAACGGGCGGAAAAUCCCGUUGAUCCUCGUGAGCGUCGGGCAGCUGCUGCAGAUGGCCGGGUACUUCCUCAACGCGUACUUCAUGGACUGGGACAUCGACUGGAUCCUCGUCCUCGGUUCCCUGCCGUACUCGAUGGGCGGCUCCGUCAUGUGCCUCAUCAUGUCCAUGUUCAGCUACAUGGCCGACAUCACGGAGACGAGAUCGAGGACCAUGCGACUGUCCUUCAUGGACGGGUUCUUCUUCGCCGGCAGGCCCCUCGGCUCCCUCGCGGGGGCGUACCUCUUUCAGUACUUCGGGUACUCGGUCGUCUUCGGGGUCGCGAUGGGCGUCUCCGCGCUCAACAUCCUUUACUCCGUCAAGGUCCUUCGGAACGACACGCACGAGAAAGGGCAGAUCGGCGAGGACGGGAAAGGUCGCCCGGCCAGACCUUUCCUCAGCCCGAAAAAUAUUUCGGACGCCUUCAAGGCCCUCUUCCGAAAGAGACCUUUCCAGCAAAGGACCAUUCUCCUCAUCUUGGUUUCGACUAUUUUCAUCAGCAUGAUCCCCAUUUUCGGCGAAUACAGCGUGGAUUAUUUGUUCGUCCAGAAACAAUUCGACUGGGACGAAGUCUCGUACAGUCUUCACAACGCGUAUUACAUCGUCAUCGCGACAGGAGGUAUUUUCUUCCUGGUCCCCCUGCUGAGCAUGAAAUUCUCGGCGAGCGACGCGCUGAUCGGCGGGGUCGGCGUGACCCUCAACGCGAUCUGCCGCCUGGGCUACGCCUUCGCCCGUCGGUCGUGGCAUUUUUACGCCUGUGAGAAUUCCUUUUUCCUGCUGCCUCUUUUGACUGUUCGGACUGGAGUCAGGAGUCAGGAGUCAGGAGAGUUAGUGAUAUCAAGUGGCGAUUUCGCCCAUUUCGAUAUC
This is a messenger RNA of Darwinula stevensoni, 1275 nucleotides long. Lineage: Eukaryota; Metazoa; Arthropoda; Ostracoda; Podocopida; Darwinulidae. The record is from the annotation of a GenBank genome assembly.